Molecule: messenger RNA, 3619 nt
Organism: Manihot esculenta (cassava)
Lineage: Eukaryota; Viridiplantae; Streptophyta; Magnoliopsida; Malpighiales; Euphorbiaceae
Exons: 20
Coding region: 235-3144 (969 amino acids)
Cellular component (GO): endoplasmic reticulum; Golgi apparatus
Source: RefSeq, a predicted model, not a curated record
AGCAAAUGCGUUACGUGUCAUGUCCACAGCCAUGCGCAAUUGGCAAAUUGCUUGACAAUUCGGGUUUCGCUUUGUAGGACUGGGAGAGCUGGUGGCGAAUACAAGUCCAAUUGAAUAUUCUUCCCAUUUCCAUAAACGACAAUUACGUCCGAUCGUUUCGAGAAAUCAAAGCAUUUCUUCAUUUAGCUAAACACCUGUAGAAGUGGUUGUUCUUGGCUCCACUUUGUACCUAGGAUGGGAUGGGGAAGCAUCUACAGAAGGCGUGUGAGAGUAUUUGCAGUGGCUGUUAUGAUCUAUCUGGAUUAUAAGGCUGUACAGCAAAGAGAUAAAUGGACCAUAAAAUCCAAAAAAGCUGCACUGUGGGAAAAGGCUCAUGAGCGCAAUGCUAAGCGUGUUCUCAACUUGAUGAUAGAAUUGGAAGGAUUGUGGGUGAAACUCGGACAAUACUUAUCCACACGUGCUGAUGUGCUUCCUCCUUCAUAUAUAUCACUUCUUAAGCAGUUACAAGACUCUCUUCCUCCUCGUCCUGUGCAAGAGGUUUGUCAGACUAUAGAGAAAGAACUGGGGAAAUCCAUGGAUGAUCUUUUCUCAGAUUUUAUUAGGACUCCUUUGGCAACAGCAUCAAUUGCACAAGUCCAUCGUGCUACGCUUGUCAAUGGACAGGAGGUGGUGGUUAAAGUUCAACAUGAGGGCAUUAAGACAAUUAUAUUGGAGGACUUAAAGAAUGCCAAGUCAAUUGUUGACUGGGUAGCAUGGGCAGAACCACAGUAUGACUUUAAUCCCAUGAUAGAUGAAUGGUGCAAAGAAUCUCCAAAAGAACUUGACUUUAAUAUUGAAGCUGAGAAUACUAGAAUUGUAGCUGCUAAUCUUGGCUGCAGAAAAAACAAUGAGAAUGACAAUAGCAAGCUUGCAAAUUCAGUGGAUGUUCUGAUUCCAGAGGUUAUUCAGUCAAGUGAAAAGGUUCUAAUUUUAGUGUACAUGGAUGGGAUUCGGUUGAAUGACUGUGAAUCUCUUGAAGCUCAUGGUGUUGACAAGCAAGCCGUUGUUGAAGAAAUAACACGGGCAUAUGCCCAUCAAAUAUAUAUUGAUGGAUUUUUUAAUGGCGACCCACAUCCUGGAAAUUUCCUGGUUAGCAAGGAACCUCCACAUCGACCAGUUCUGCUUGACUUCGGGCUUACAAAAAAAAUAUCGAGUUCUAUGAAACAAGCAUUAGCCAAAAUGUUUCUUGCAUCUGUUGAGGGGGACCAUGUAGCCCUUUUGUCUGCAUUUGCAGAAAUGGGGCUGAAGCUGCGCCUGGACAUUCCAGACCAGGCAAUGGAAGUAACAAAUAUAUUUUUUCGUACUUCCACUCCAGCAAAUGAAGCUAUUGAACACAUGAAAUCCUUGGCUGAGCAAAGAUCAAAAAACAUGAAGAUGAUACAGGAAAAGAUGAAGCUCAAACAAAAAGAAGCUAAACGCUUUAAUCCAGUUGAUGCAUUUCCUGGUGAUAUUGUAAUAUUUUCACGGGUCCUCAAUCUUUUGAGAGGGCUUUCGUCCACAAUGAAUGUUCGUAUAGUUUAUCACGAUAUCAUGAGACCAUUUGCAGAAUCUGCUUUGCUAGGAAACAUCAACAAUGGGCCAGCAGUUAACACUCAAUGGAUCUAUGAUUCACCAUCUCAUUCUGAUGUAGAGACAAAGUUGAGGCAGCUCUUAGUUGAUCUGGGAAAUGAAGAAAAAAUACUUGGAAUACAGGUAUGUGCCUACAAAGAUGGAGAGGUUAUUAUUGAUACUGCUGCAGGAGUUCUUGGUAGAUAUGACCCUCGCCCAGUUCAGCCUGAUAGCCUUUUUCCAGUUUUUUCUGUAACAAAGGGAAUCACUGCGGGAAUGUUACAUUGGCUCGCUGACAAUGGCAUUAUGUGUUGCAGAAAAGUCAAGCUGGACGAGAAUGUGGCUAAUUUGUGGCCAGAAUUUGGAGCAGAUGGAAAAGAUCAGAUAAAGGUCUGUCACAUUCUAAACCAUACAUCUGGUUUGCAUAAUGCGAUGGCUAAUCUUAGAGGAGAAAAUCUCUCUCUAUUCACUGACUGGGAAGAAUGUAUGAAUCAAAUUUGUAUGUCAGUACCUGAGACAGCACCUGGCCAGGAGCAGUUGUAUCACUAUCUAUCUUUUGGUUGGCUAUGUGGUGGAAUAAUAGAGCAUGCCUCUGGCAAGAAAUUUCAGGAGAUUCUUGAAGAAGCAAUCGUUCAGCCCCUCAAAAUUGAUGGCGAGCUAUAUAUUGGAAUUCCUCCAGGUGUGGAAUCUCGAGUUGCAAAUUUGACAAUAGAUAUGAAUGACCUCAGCAAUCUUUUAGAGAUGAAUAGUCGUCCUGAACUACCAUCCACCUUCCAGCCAAGCAACAUUGCUCAAAUAGUGACUGUUUUGCCUGCUUUAUUCAACAUGCUGAAUACUCGCCGUGCAAUAAUACCUUCUGCCAAUGGACAUUGCUCAGCACGUGCUCUUGCACGGUAUUACGCAGCCCUUGUUGAUGGAGGCAUGAUCCCGCCAUCACAUUCCUCACUCUCCAAGCCUCCACUUGGUAGCCACCCACACAUUCCCAAGUUUCCUUCAGAGAAGGCCUCUAAAAAGCAAAAAGGUAAAAGUAAUGAGAUGGCUGCUUUGUCAAAGAACAAACCUAACUCAAGGAAGUGUAGUAAAGAUUUCAAGGAUAGUGAAAAUAGUGGAAAGAGUAGCAAUAGCAGUAGAAAUACUAGUGAUGCCAGUGCAGUUGACAGCUUUGCAAGCAGUGAUGUUGCUCAAAAUAGUAAUUAUGUGGAGAGGAUUUUUAACAAUCCUAAAAUUCAUGAUGCAUUCUUGGGCGUGGGAGAGUAUGAGAAUUUUGCCAAACCAAAAGGAAAAUUUGGACUAGGAUUUAGGAGGGCUAGUUUAAGUGAUGGAUCGUUUAGCGGGUUUGGGCACUCAGGCAUGGGCGGAUCCACAGGUUUUUGUGAUAUCAAGAACAGGUUUGCCAUUGCGGUGACGCUGAACAAAAUGUCAUUCGGGGGUGUGACAAGAAAAAUCGUUCAGCUUGUUUGUUCAGAGCUAAAUGUCCCAUUGCCUGAUGAUUUCUCAGAUGCUGGUGAUAGAGGAGCCGAUGUACAAUUAAAUAUAGGGAGACCGAUGAUUAACUGAACUUAAAAGGUGUACAGGCCAAUGGCUCCGCAGCACAAGCUAGCUCAAAGGAGUACUACUCUAUAGCUCAUUGGCAUUGGCAUUGGCAUCGGCGAUGCUCUAAAGAACUAGAGUGUCUUAUAGGCUUUUAGGGACCGGAUACCAAUCAGGAUAUCAACAAUGGCAUUGUCAGCACUCCCAGGAUGAGCAUCCACCCUUUUUCCAAGGAAUUUCAACAAAUCUAUACACAAAAAGUAGAGAAAGCAGGAAAGAAAUAAGAUCCCAAAGCAGCAAAGUCCCACAUAUAGUUCAAUAUUGGCUGCCUGCCUAGUCAAAAAACAAAUCACUUCAUAUACACUAAGAGAUGUUAGUGUAUGCUCUAUUUCCUUACCCAUAACCAUAGAUCAUAAGCCUGAGUUGCCUAAUGGUUAUAUUGAAUUGAAUACUAUUAAAUUAUUAGCUAAAGAGUAUUGAUAAUUAAAAUGAUUUUAUUUAA